AUGCUUAUACCAUUUAAGCUGGUUUUCACCAUUAAAGCUGCAGGCAGUGCGGCGCGCGUUCUGGACACUGGAGGAAAAAUGCAACAACAAGAUUGUAAAAUGUGCAAAAAUUGUAAAGCUAUGAGUACCAGAUUGAAAUAUUACCGGGCUAGACUCGAAUAUCUUAUACAUUUGAGUGCUGAACUUUCUGAACUGGCUGGUGAAUUGGACGAAAAGAUCGAAGGAGUCAUGUCUGCUAUGACCGCAAUGUUAAAAGCAAAGGCUCCUAGAAACAUUUCAAGCGGUGGCGACGGACAAGGACCUGAUGAAACAGAUUCACAAAGUUCUGAACAAUGA
Messenger RNA from Parnassius apollo (apollo), 336 nucleotides. The record is from the annotation of a GenBank genome assembly. NCBI's taxonomy places the organism in Eukaryota, Metazoa, Arthropoda, Insecta, Lepidoptera, Papilionidae.